CUAUCCAAGUCUGCGAAAAAGAGGGCAGAAAGGGCAGAGCGGUUGGCUGCAACCAAGAUCGAGCGCCGGGCGAAAGAAAAGGCUGCAAAAAAGGAAAAGAGGCGAAUUAAAGCUGAAAAGCGCGCAGCCGGCGAGCUCGAUAGUGCCGAUGAAGCGGAAAAAGAACGCAAGAAAAAGAAACCAAAGCUGGAAUUUGGUGGAAGGGUACUAAUCGAUUUAGGGUUCGACGAUAAAAUGCUUGACAAGGAGAUCAAUUCCUUGUGUUCGCAGCUGGCAUAUACAUACAGUGCAAACCGCCAGGCGUCGUAUCCAUUUUCUCUGAUCUGUUCGUCUCUGAACGGGCGCACUCGAGAUCGCCUUGAGGCUAACAGCGACGCGGCGUACAAGAGAUGGGUAAAUACCGAAUGGUGGGAAGAAGGAUACGAGAGACUCUGGUCCGGCAGCGCUUUAUCAGUGGCGCCUGGAACCGAGAGCGAAAACGUACCAGGAAACAAUAGUCCCCAGACAUCCGCUACGGCAGAUCCGACCCAGACUGUCAAGCAAUCCGUGGUUUACUUGACUGCAGACUCUGAGGAGGAACUUACUGAACUCCAUCCCAAUGAGACAUACAUCAUAGGAGGCGUAGUGGAUCGUAACCGCUACAAGAAUCUCUGUCUCGAAAAAGCUAAAGAGUCUGGUAUUCGCACUGCAUCUCUUCCCAUAGGUCGCUACCUGGAAAACCUUCCAACGCGCAAGGUGCUCACUGUGAACCAGGUCUUCGAGAUUAUGCUCAAGUGGGUCGAGACCAAAGAUUGGGAGGCUUCUCUUUAUGCAGUCAUUCCCAAGCGAAAAUUUCUGUCCGGAGCUAAA
This is a messenger RNA of Desarmillaria tabescens, 849 nucleotides long. Its product is annotated as guanine-1-methyltransferase-domain-containing protein. The record is from RefSeq and is a predicted model, not a curated record. The annotation marks the transcript as partial. Gene Ontology annotation, molecular function: tRNA binding. Lineage: Eukaryota; Fungi; Basidiomycota; Agaricomycetes; Agaricales; Physalacriaceae. Gene Ontology annotation, cellular component: nucleus. Gene Ontology annotation, biological process: tRNA N1-guanine methylation. The transcript is spliced from 3 exons.